UGCUGGAUAGAGUUAGCCCGGCCCAUCUGGUGCAGCAAAUGGCCCAACUCACCAGGGAGCGCGGGGAGAGAGAGGGGAGGGGAGAGGGGGGCCGGAUUGAAAACAGAUCGGCAGUCUGAAGAUCUCAACACCACCGCAUGUCUGCGGAACAACUGUCGGUUCGAAGCCGCGAGGUCGCCCCUUCAACGCGCAAAACUAAAAACCCAGGCUUUGUCCAUCAUGACGCUUUGAUGAAGAACGCGCGCAAAAGGACGCACUCAAGAGCGCACAGCUGGAAGAGAAAUGGAUUAAAGAUAACAAAAAAGAACACAAAAAAACUUGUCUGUUCAGUAUUUUUGUUGGUCUAAAUGCCAUAAAGAGUUUGCGUAGAGUUCUUAAAACUUUUCCCGACUCGAUUCAUGGAGUUCCAGCAGACUCGUGCGCCAGCUCGGUCCUAGUGUUCAGCAAUCCCAAAGUUUUCGUCGGACACACAGAGAGAAAAACUGACCUGAAGAAGUGAAGAGAGACAGUGGAGAAGAUCGUGUCGAUUAAACAGCAUGGAGACUUCAGCUCCAACAGCCACUGAUAAGAAGGAGUGUAAAGGUUCUGGUCUGGAUGGAAGCAGCUUCUCAGAACUUCCAAAGAAGCCCUCACCUACCACUCUGACUAGAGGUGCCCAUCACCUCUUCCCCACAUUUCACACACCUAUCCCAAUUGAUAUGAGACACCAUGAAGGGAGGUACCAUUAUGAGCCACACCCACUCCAUCCUAUGCAUGGACCUCCAGGACUGACGGGUAGUCCAGUUAUCUCAGAUAUUUCCCUCAUCCGUCUGUCCCCCCACACGGCGGCUGGGACAGGUGAAUCGCCUUUCAGUCCUCCACACCCUUAUGUCAACCCCCACAUGGAGCAUUAUCUGCGCUCUGUACAUGGCAGCCCCACCCUCUCAAUGAUUUCUGCAGCACGAGGCCUGAGCCCCGCCGAAGUGACCCAUGAACACUUGAAGGACCGUACAAUAUUCAGCUUGCCCCCUCCUCCUCCAGGGGCCAACCCCACUGAGUACUAUCACCUGAUGGCCAGUGCCAGCCAGCGCAGCCCCUACGGUGACCUGCUGAUGCAGAGUGGAGCGGCGGCAGCAGCAGCGGCAGCGGCUGCAGCGGCUCAUCUACCAGACUACAUCAGCCCUGUGGACGUGUCACGGUUUUCCAGUCCACGGUUGACACCCCGAGUGAGCAGGAAGAGGGCAUUGUCCAUUUCUCCGUUGUCAGAUGCCAGCAUUGACUUGCAGACCAUGAUUCGCACCUCGCCCAAUUCGCUGGUGGCCUACAUCAACAACUCUCGCUCUAGUUCAGCCGCCAGCAGCUCCUACGGACACCUGUCAGUCGGAGGCAUCAGUCCCUCAUUUAGCUUCCCUCAUCCCAUCAACCCAGUGGCCUACCAGCAGCUAUUGUCUCAGCAGAGGAGUCUCAACGCCUUCGGACACGCACCGCCUAUCAUUCAACCGUCGCCUUCCUCUUUCUCUGCCCGCCAACACCCACUGACAGCCUCGCCUUUGUCCACCUCCCACAACAGCUCCAACUCUGAGGUGAACCAGAAUGCUAGUGGGGACCCAGCAGUGAGCAGCACAGUCAACCCUUUGAUUACCAAAAGAUCAAAGGUUAAGCUUGAAGCAGAGGGUCCUCUGCCCAUCUCCCCAUCUUCUCAGGAGCACAGUGGAGGAAUCAUGGACCUGAAUGAGGAUCUCGACAAAGAUGAAUGCAAACAGGAGCCAGAGGCUGUAUAUGAAACUAACUGCCACUGGGAGGGCUGUGCCAAGGAGUACGACACCCAGGAACAACUUGUUCACCACAUUAAUAAUGACCACAUACAUGGAGAGAAGAAGGAGUUUGUGUGUCGCUGGGAGGAGUGCUCACGAGAGAAGAAGCCCUUCAAGGCCCAGUACAUGCUGGUGGUCCACAUGAGGCGACACACAGGGGAGAAACCGCACAAAUGCACAUUUGAGGGAUGCUCCAAGGCUUACUCUCGCCUGGAGAACCUCAAGACCCACCUCAGGUCCCACACCGGAGAGAAACCCUAUGUGUGUGAACAUGAAGGCUGCAACAAGGCUUUCUCAAAUGCCUCGGACCGGGCCAAGCACCAGAACCGCACACACUCAAACGAGAAACCAUAUGUGUGCAAGAUCCCAGGAUGUACCAAGCGAUACACAGACCCCAGCUCACUCAGGAAGCAUGUUAAGACGGUACACGGUCCCGAAGCCCAUGUCACCAAGAAACAACGGGGCGACGCGCCUCCAAGACAGCAGCCGCCCAAAGGUAACGGAGAAAACGAGUCCAAUUCCAAGCACAGUGCAAAGGGCACAGAUGGCAAAAUUGACACCAACAGCAACUCUAGAGGAAUGGAAGACUGUCUACAGGUCAAAUCCAUCAAGACAGAGAACUCUAUGACAUAUCAGUCCAGUCCUGGUGGCCACUCGUCAUGUAGCAGUGAGCCGUCGCCUCUCAGCAGCGCCAACAACAACGACAGUGGGGUAGAGAUGGCCAUGCACAGCGGGGGAAGCUUUGGGGACCUCAGUGCGCAGGAUGAGUGCCCCUUGGUUGACUCCACUGUUUCUGCUGGAGGACAGCAGGCCGGGGUGGGACUCCAGUUGAGGAAAGUUGUGAAUCACAGUGUUGGGGUCACCAUCAAGCUGGAGAACAUCAAAAAGGAGAGGCUGAAGACAGUGAGAGACACCUGCCCCUGGAUCAGCUCAGCACCACAGCCACUGCAGGGCCAACGCAACAGCACCAAGCUGCCUCCCAUACCUGCAGCCGGUUCCCUGCUGGAGAGUUCCAACAUGUUGGGUAAUUCAAGUAGCUCCUAUCCUGGCCAACGUAUGGGUGACCUGUCUUCAUGUGAGGUGAUGUUUCUGAAUCAGCUUAAUGAGCGUCGUGACAGCACAACCAGCACUAUAAGCUCGGUCUACACCUUGAGUCGACGCUCCUCCGGCAUCUCACCUUGCUAUUCCAGCCGCCGCUCCAGUGAGGCAUCACAGUACAGUGCCAACCGCCACAACAACAUUAGUUCAGCUGACUCCUAUGACCCAAUCUCCACUGAUUUGUCUCGCCGCUCCAGUGAGGCCAGCCAGUGUGGUGGUGGUGUCAAUGUAGGUGGCAGCGGAGGUCUCCCAAGCCUGUUAAGUUUGACACCAGCUCAGCAUUACCGUCUCAAGGCUAAGUAUGCUGCUGCAAUUGGUGGCGCUCCACCGACUCCACUCCCCAAUAUGGAUCGAAUGAGUCUGAGAACACGUAUGGCAUUAUAUAAUGAGUCCCAGGAAGGGCAGUCACAUCUGUUCCAUCAGCCGUCCUCAGGAACUGCGCCCCGCCGAUGUAGUGACAUUGGAUAUGGCAACCAAAGCAUGAUGCCACAUGAGGUACCCACCAACCUUCCCCGUCGUGCCAGUGAUCCAGUGCGCCGGCCUGCCCUGGAUCCUCUUGCCUUUCCAAGGGUUCAGCGCUAUAACAGCAUGAAUAGCAUGAACCCCAUGAAUGGCCCAUCUACUGCAGAACGUUAUAAUUCACUGGCCUCACAGGGUUACACUCGCUCUGAUGGCAGUCUACAGCGUUACCCAUUUGCCCCCAGGCCACCCAGCAUUUCUGAGAAUGUAGCUAUGGAGAACAUGGCAGUGGAAGGGAUGAUGGUUGGAAGUGACCAGAGUGGAGAAGAUGAUAUAGUUCUUCCUGAUGACAUGGUGCAAUACCUUAGGUCUCAGAAUGGUGGCCCCACCAACCACAACAGCUACAAUCCAGGACAAGGGGACUACCAUUCUACCAACCAAACAAAUUGCUACCAGUCAGGUGUAGUCCCUCCGGCAUCAUUUUGCGGGCAGAGGAGGAUGGCCAUGGUGGAUGCUAACAUGUCUCAGACGGGGCAGGACAUGCGUUCAUGUCACCUGAACCUCAGAGGAUCUCUGCAACCCUUCUCAGCACCAGGAGGCAACAUGAACAAAAAUAGCAUGCCGGUACAGUGGAAUGAAGUGAGCUCAGGAACUGUGGAAGCUACACCCAAGCUUUCCAAGCAGCAACACCCUCUCAGGGGAAACCUGGCUGUUGUCCAGCAGAGGCAUAACUUUGGUUCUUUCCAGUCACAGGGUCAAGGCCUCAGCAGCAACCAGCCAGUAAUACCCAUGAAUCCGAAUACAUCCACGCAAGGGUACACACAACACAACAGCCAGAGGUUAACCAACAUCUCCCUCCAGCAAUGUCAGCAGCAGAGACAAUGCAGUAACAUCAAUUUCAGUGAGCAGAUGAGUCCACAGAAAGGAUUUGGUCAAGAAGCAAUUUUAAAUUCUAUAUCCGGGAGUAAUAUGGUGAGACCUUCACGGAAUGGUCCAACAGAUGACGGUAACACAGAUGUUCCUAUUUAUAGAGCACGGAGACAGACAGAAGGCUAUUCUAAUGUAAACCAAGUGGAACAGCAGCAACACUACAACGUUCUCUCCCACCAGCCACACAACAUCCCCAAUGGAAGUCAAGGCAUGUUACAACCUAGGCCUCCUACAGAGCCACGGCCUGUUGCUAGACAGCAUACAGGGUCAGGUACUGUGCAUCCAAACCAGGUACCCAAGUCAUCUGAAAUGAGCCCCAGUCAUGGCAAUGACACUUCAGAGGCCAGCCCAAAGAGGCCACACAACAGCACCUCUGGGAAUCCCAACUCUGCUAUGUUUUACACAGGUCAGAUUCACAUGUUUGAGCAUAAUGCUGCAAGCUUUGACAGCCCCAUGUCCCCCUGCUCAAGUCAAGCCCCUUUAAACAACACCACUGCAGCAGCCAACCUGGCCUCACCGGGAGUCAACCAGGUCUCCAGCAGCACAGUGGAUUCUUCAACCGGUGGAGCCGGAGCCCCAGAGCAUGCCCAGAUCGACUUUGACACCAUGCUGGAUGACGGAGACCACUCCAGCCUCAUGUCAGGCACACUGAGCCCUGGCCUUCUGCAAAGCCUCUCCCAGAAUUCCUCACGUCUCACAACCCCCCGCAACUCUGUCACCCUGGCAUCCAUACCAGCAGGGAUCGGCAACAUGGCCAUCGGUGACAUGAACUCAAUGCUGACAGCUUUGGCUGAAGAAAGCAAAUUCCUCAACAUGAUCAGCUGAGAGCAGCCGAACACUUUGCCAUCCUUCCAGUAUUAACUGUUUCUUACAUCAGGAAUUUAUGGAUUACACAAGAAAGCACUGAUUGAACAAUAUAAAACUGGUUCUUCAAGGUUUGAAAAAAAAAUCAUUGUCCAUAGGAUAGUGAUGAAAGGAAUAUGCUUAUCAUGUAAUAUUUGCUUCAGAUUAUAUGUGUCAUAAUGUUGAUAGUAAAUAUAGCUAUGGAUCUUUUUUAUCAUCAUGUGUUAAAAAGCCAUACUUUUUUCUUCUUCUUUCUUUUUUACGUUAGCUAGCCCAGGGUAUAUAAAUGCAUCUACAAACAAUUGCCAUUCAGUAUUUGCUAUUGUAAAAGCCUUUCAGAGGUGGUGCACUGAAGCAGUUCACAUAGUGCCUUGCUGAGGACAUCAAGGU
Thalassophryne amazonica is the source of this 5513-nucleotide messenger RNA. RefSeq names its product GLI family zinc finger 2a (gene gli2a). Gene Ontology annotation, molecular function: RNA polymerase II cis-regulatory region sequence-specific DNA binding; DNA-binding transcription factor activity, RNA polymerase II-specific. The record is from RefSeq and is a predicted model, not a curated record. Gene Ontology annotation, biological process: smoothened signaling pathway; regulation of transcription by RNA polymerase II. Gene Ontology annotation, cellular component: nucleus. The transcript has 14 exons. Lineage: Eukaryota; Metazoa; Chordata; Actinopteri; Batrachoidiformes; Batrachoididae. Bases 537 to 5105 code for a protein of 1522 amino acids.